GUACAAGUGACCCAUACGUGAAGUUUAAACUAAAUGGGAAAACUCUAUACAAAAGUAAGGUAGUCUACAAGAACCUCAACCCAGUUUGGGAUGAGACUGUUGUACUGCCCGUACAGACCCUCGAUCAAAAACUCUGGAUCAAGGUGUACGAUCGGGAUUUAACCUCUUCAGACUUCAUGGGUUCGGCAUUUGUAGCACUCGCUGAACUUGAACUCAAUAGAACUACUGAACAGGUUUUAAAACUGGAAGAUCCCAACAGUUUAGAAGAUGACAUGGGAGUGAUUGUAUUAAACUUGAGUCUGGCAGUCAAGCAAGGAGACUUCAAGAGAAAUAGGUGGUCAAGUCGGAAGAAACGAACUUCAUCUAAGUCGAGCUUCAUGCGGAGCAUGCGACUCUCCGACUCUUUGCGCAAGAACCAGUUGUGGAACGGGCUGGUCACCAUCACGCUCCUGGAGGGGAAAAACAUGCCCGGAGGGGGCUUGGCAGAGAUUUUUAUUCUCCUCAAACUGGGAGAUCAAAGAUACAAGAGUAAGACACUGUGUAAGAGUGCAAAUCCUCAGUGGAGGGAACAGUUUGAUUUUCACUACUUCUCUGACAGGAAGGAUAUGUUGGACAUCGAGGUCUGGAGAAAGGAUAACAAAAAGCAUGAGGAGCUUUUGGGAACGUGCCAAGUUGACAUUACUGCCCUGCCGACGAAGCAGACCAAUUGCUUAGAGCUGCCUCUGGAAAAACACCCAGGGUCCCUGCUAAUGCUGAUUGCUGUUGCCCCAUGUACAGGAGUGUCUAUCUCCGAUCUGUGUGUCUGCCCUUUGGGAGACCCCAGUGAAAGGCAACAGAUUUCACGACGUUAUUGUAUAAAGAACUCCUUUCAGGACACAAAGGACAUUGGAUUCUUACAAGUCAAAGUUUUAAAGGCGGUGGACCUGUUGGCAGCAGAUUUUGCAGGUAAAAGUGAUCCUUUCUGUGUAUUAGAGCUGGGAAACGACAGUCUUCAAACACACACUGUUUACAAGAACCUCAAUCCAGAGUGGAACAAAGUUUUCACGUUCCCUAUUAAAGAUAUUCAUGAUGUUUUGGAAGUGACAGUGUUUGAUGAAGAUGGAGAUAAACCCCCUGAUUUUCUUGGAAAAGUUGCAAUCCCUUUGCUGUCUAUUAGAAACGGUAAACAAAGUUGUUACACGCUGAAGAAUAAAGACUUGGAAUGUGCUUCAAAAGGAGUAAUUUACUUGGAGCUGGAUGUCCUAUUUAAUCCUGUAAAAGCAAGUAUUAGAACAUUCAAACCCCGAGAAAAGCGCUUCACUGAGGAGAACCGCAAGUUUUCUAAAAAGAUCUUAUCAAGAAAUGUUGAUCGUGUGAAAAAAAUCACCAUGGCAAUAUGGAAUACAAUACAAUUCCUUCGGAGCUGCUUUCUCUGGGAGUCCACCGUAAAGAGCGUGAUAGCAUUUGUGGUAAGUGGAUUUCUUCUAUUGCAUGAGGCUAAGUGA
This is a messenger RNA of Phaethon lepturus (White-tailed tropicbird), 1484 nucleotides long. RefSeq names its product multiple C2 domains, transmembrane 2 (gene MCTP2). The record is from RefSeq and is a predicted model, not a curated record. Gene Ontology annotation, cellular component: synaptic vesicle membrane. The annotation marks the transcript as partial. The transcript has 13 exons. Gene Ontology annotation, biological process: regulation of neurotransmitter secretion. Gene Ontology annotation, molecular function: calcium ion binding. Lineage: Eukaryota; Metazoa; Chordata; Aves; Phaethontiformes; Phaethontidae.